ACACCAACACCCACGCCUCUCCCUCGCGCCAGCGCAUCCGCGGCUGCAUCGCUUGCCGCCAUGCCGGUGGCCACGACGUCCGGCGACGCCAGCUAUGUGCCCAUCCUGACGCUGCAUGGCCACUCGCGCUCCAUUGCCGCGCUGGCCUUCUCGCCGUGCGGCCUCUACAUCGCCUCGGCCGGCGCCGACGCCGCGCUGCGGGUCUGGCGGGUCGGCGUGCACGCAGCAUCAGCUGGUUCUGCGGCCUCAGCUUCGGGUGCGCCAGACGCGGCGCUGCGCACCAUCCGCCGGGCGCACGAGCUCGGCAUCAACCACCUGGCAUGGAGCAGCGACGGGCGUUACAUCGCCACGGCCAGCGACGACCGCUCGGUGCGCGUGUGGGACUGGCGCAAGGGCACACAGGCGCGUCUCUUUGAGGGCCACACAUCAUACGUCUUCUGCCUGGCCUACAACCCGCAGAGCACGCUCAUCGCCUCGGGCGGCUUCGACGAGACGAUCCGGCUGUGGGACGUGCGGCGCAAGACUGAUCAAUGUCACCGCACCAUCCCUGCGCACUCCGAGGCAGUCACUGGGCUGGACUUCAGCCGAGAUGGCGCUACUAUUGCGUCGUGCUCUUACGAUGGCCUCAUCCGCCUGUGGUCGACGUCCACCUCACACUGUCUCAAGACGCUGCUGCCGCCCGACUCGAAGCCCGUCUCCUACGUGCACUUUACGCCUUCCUCCAACCACCUGCUCGCUGCGUCACUCGACUCCACGAUCCGUCUGUGGGACGUGCCCAACGAUCGUGUGCUCAAGACGUACACGGGGCACCGCAAUGUCAAGUGGGCCAUUCCCGCUGCGCUCACGCGCGCCACGCCGCUCUCGGACGAGGAGGGCAAGCGGCAUCCGCGCGACGCAGAGAUGAGGCAUAGAAAUCUGCCGAGCAUCCACGUCGUGGCAGGCUCGGAGGACAACCGGAUAUACCUGUGGGACUUGCAGACGAAGGAGGUGCGGCAUGUGGUGGAGGGGCACAAGGAGCCGGUCAUCUGCAUCGCGACACAUCCUACGCAGGACAUCAUCGCCAGCGCCUCGCUCGACGUGACGCCGACGAUCAAGAUCUGGGAGCUGCGUGGACCCGCUGCGCGGCCCACAGACGUGCUGGAAGCGCCCGCGGAGAUCGCACAGUCGCAGGACGCUGCUGGAAGCGAAGUGCAGCCGCGAGAUGCUGCUGGAAGCGAGGCGCAGCCAGAGCAGGUCGAGACGGUGGAUGUGGUCGAGCGGCAGGACGAGCAGAUGAGCGAUGCCGCCAUGCAAUGACAGCCCCUGCCGUCAAGGACGACGCUACGGUCAGAUGCUUUGGCCUCAGCCACCACCCCAGAGAGCCGCACGCGGCCCUCGGCAGGGGAGCGAAGGCGCGAAGUCGCCCGUGGCCGAGGCGUGCGUGGCUGAGCGCGCUGCUGGCGGCCGGGUGGCGCGAUGCAGGCUGAGGCGGGGAGCAGCCACGCGUGCGCAUGCCGCCCGUCAGAGUGCAAGGAUCGAGAGCCGCAGCAUCGUCUGCCAGCAUCAGCAACGCGCGUACGCAAG
Messenger RNA from Tilletiopsis washingtonensis, 1563 nucleotides. RefSeq names its product WD40 repeat-like protein. The record is from RefSeq and is a predicted model, not a curated record. Lineage: Eukaryota; Fungi; Basidiomycota; Exobasidiomycetes; Entylomatales. Bases 61 to 1296 code for a protein of 411 amino acids. The transcript has 5 exons. Gene Ontology annotation, molecular function: protein binding.